AUGGCUGCAUGGGAGGGUAAUGUGGACAGAUACGCUCGAUUGAUGCACCCACGGAGGCUCAGAGCGGAAACUGAAUACAAUUGUAUUCUUCGUGGGAUUUAUCACCGUAUAAGUUUUGCCCGAUGGUGGGCCUAUCAGCUGGAAACCAACCCCGGGCGAAUCAUUCUCCCAGGUAAAUUGCUCAGCGAAGGCCAUGAGUGCGAGUGUCGCGAGAUUCGCACUGCGAUAAAUACUCGCAAAAUCAUGAACAAUGAUAUCUCUGACCUUGACGAUGACUCUGACUGCCUCCCUUGGCUUAUCUGGUGGCCGGUAAGGCCUCAUGAGAACACUUUGCGUGAGCUGGCUGGCAAGUGUCCGUCCAUGAGACACCAAAUUGCGAUCACCGCCAUACUUUGUGACUACAAGUCGCUUUUCAGGUUGUUGAAGCCCCCUCCACGCGAGUCCUUUUUCGAGGCUGCUAAACAGAGCAGAAACCCGUUCUACCUCAAAUAUCUAGAAGAAUUUGUUAGAGAACGUUCCAUUGGAAGCAGAGAAAUAUUAGAGUUCGGCCCUUACGAUACCGCCGUGGAAGCAAGUUUACAGCCUGAUUUGGAGCCCAGAGAUUCUUUCGCUCAUUCUUCUAUCCAAUUCUCUGAUAUGGUUGUUCCUUGGGGGCAGCAUCCCAGAGACGAAUGGGGCUCUCCUGGUAUCUAUGGCGGUCAGCCGGCUGACCCGGGAGUUGUGGAGAGAUACAUGUGGCUGUCAACUGAAACUGCGCAAAAGAUUGAAGACGAAUCCAGCGGAAUCUACAACGAUAGCGCGGACACUGGCUACUUGUAUAUUGAAGAUGAUGAUCCGGAUAACGAACUUUGGCUGAAGCUCUCACGUCCUCUAAAGCGUAUGACAUCCUUCGAAAUGAAAGACUCGGAGGACGAAAGCUAG
Penicillium robsamsonii is the source of this 921-nucleotide messenger RNA. RefSeq lists its product as uncharacterized. The transcript has a single exon. NCBI's taxonomy places the organism in Eukaryota, Fungi, Ascomycota, Eurotiomycetes, Eurotiales, Aspergillaceae. Bases 1 to 921 code for a protein of 306 amino acids. The record is from RefSeq and is a predicted model, not a curated record.